Molecule: messenger RNA, 3730 nt
Organism: Malaclemys terrapin pileata
Lineage: Eukaryota; Metazoa; Chordata; Testudines; Emydidae
Gene: HOXC6
Product: homeobox C6
Exons: 2
Coding region: 2009-2749 (246 amino acids)
Biological process (GO): regulation of transcription by RNA polymerase II; anterior/posterior pattern specification
Cellular component (GO): nucleus
Molecular function (GO): RNA polymerase II cis-regulatory region sequence-specific DNA binding; DNA-binding transcription factor activity, RNA polymerase II-specific
Source: RefSeq, a predicted model, not a curated record
UAUAGGACAUAUACAUACAUACAUAUAUUCACAAUAAUAAUCUAUCUAACAUAUAUGUAUAUGCAGACACAUGCAUCUGCAUGUGUAUGUGGCUGGGUGUGCAAUAUGUCAACACCAGGGGGAUAGCAUAUGUAGCUUUUUUGUUCCGUUUUGUUUUGUUUCCAUAAAUCCCCACGUAUAAUGGCUGGGGAAGAGGGAGAAGAGUGGGGAGACAAGAAACCAAACUAAACUUCGUUUUUUUAAAAAAAAUACCAGUAAAUCUUCACAUUGAGCAUAAUUCGUAUAUCUGUACUAGGCUGGUCACAAGUUAAACACUGUAGAGUAGGAGCCAAACUAUGGUCAGCAACAAGGCACAUGGGCUAAAUAACAUGGUGUGUACUUCCAGCUAUCUUCUUUUUUGGUUAGAAACUUUAUUUUAUUUUCCUAGUGACACUCAAGGGAAGCCUUAAUGUUAUAGAAGAUGAAUACACGAGCUUUUUUUUUUCCAGUUGUACUCUCGUUUAUGGCUUUAUUGCCACCAUUGAUUACUUUGCUUUGUUACACAGAGGAAAAAGAUCAUAAAAUCCUUUGGCAUCCGGGUUCCUGUUAUAGCUAGGGGGGAAAUAUAGCUUUCCCCCUCUUCCUUGUCAACUAAAAUCUUUUAGGGGAGACAUCGCUAAAAAGGAAUUAAGUAUAUUGAGUAAUAGCAAGAAAACACCUUCAGAUGUUCGAAUUUUUACCCUGCAACUUUGAGCCUGCAUCUCACCAGACCACUCUACACACGUCCUAAAUUUAAAAUAAAAUGUGUACGUGAAGAAAAAGGCCAAGGGUUUCCUGGCAUAAUUGAAUUUUUAAAUAGCAAGCCACGAGAAUGAUGAAUAUACCUUGCAAUAUUUACAGAUCAGCAGGUAUGUUUUACAUUUAAGGAGCAAUUUAUGAGACUGGAUUGAAAUUAAAAUUAGAUUAGCUGCCUUCAUUUCAAUUAGUUCUAGAUGCAAUUCACCAAGAGAAGAGAUAAUAUAAUCCUUUUUAAUCUAACUAAAUAUUUGCAAAGGAAGUUUCCUAAAUCUGUUGUAAAUAUCUGAAACCAUAAAUUUCUGUAAACGUAAACACGAGGUGCUGUCCUCAACCAAUACCUCAUAAUGUACUUAAAUUGCAAAUAGGAAAAGUAUAAGUUUUGUUGUGGUUCCUGUUGAAAAUGUAAAUAUAUUCUAACAGUACCAACCAUUGAAAAUUACAAGGGAAAUAUUCAGGACAGGAAUGUCAAACUGCACUAAAAGAGAACAUCUAACUUCCAGACUAACGUGAAUUCGGAAUGUUGUCUUUUUUUAUUGCAACUUCCUUCCAAAUCCAUAGUUCAGGAAUGCUCUAAAAGCCACAUUAUCAGUUGAGCAGUCGCCAUGUUUUUUUUCUUUUUGCUCCCUUUAUGUGAUAUUUUCUCAUAAAGAACACAACCACUUGAUUCCAUAAUAUUGACCAAUGCUCCAUGAGAAAACGAAGAAAGAUGGAUAAUUUCUGAAUUAAUAUUCUGUGGGCACCUGAGAUGUAUUACUUUGAAUUCUGGGCUAUUUUGUUAUCAGAUAUCAGGAAACCAUAAAAAAUUCUGUGCUUCAAAAGCUCAGUGUUAAAAAAAAAUAAUAAAAGAGAACGAGCGAGAGAGAGAAAGUUAGAUUUGGUUGUGAAAUUUUCAAAUUUAAUUCAGAUGUGGUUUUUCCCUAAGAGUCCCCCCUUUCAAAAUCUCCCCCCACGCACUUAAUAUUUGCUCUCCUUCUUCUAAGCCAUCUUAUAUUUAGAAUUUUCAAGACUUACUUUCAAUGCAUACUUAGUUUCAACUGGGGAAUCAACACAAGCAAAAGCAAUUUUUCCCUUUCUUGACAUCUAGCUUCCUAUUGGCUCAAAUCAGGUCAGCUGACUUUGUCAUUUUGUCUGUCCUGGAGUAGAGCCUUCCCUAUAACAAUCUAGUUCAGACUACAAACUGGAGACAGAAAUAAAUAUUAAAGAAAUCAUACACCCAGGUAUAGAGGAAGAUAUGAAUUCCUAUUUUACAAACCCAUCGUUAUCUUGCCAUCUAACCAGUGGCCAAGAUGUGCUACCCAAUGUAGCUCUCAAUUCAACGGCUUAUGACCCCGUCAGGCAUUUUUCUACCUAUGGAGCAGCCGUUGCUCAAAACCGGAUUUACUCUUCUCCUUUUUAUUCACCGCAAGAUAAUGUUGUGUUUAGUUCCAGCCGAGGACCAUAUGACUAUGGAUCUAAUGCUUUUUACCAAGAAAAAGACAUGCUUUCUAGCUGCAGGCAAAAUUCUAUGGGACACAAUACACAGACUUCAAUUGCACAGGAUUUUACCAGUGACCAAAACAGGAACACUUCGCAAGAACAAAAAACUAGCAUUCAAAUAUAUCCAUGGAUGCAGCGCAUGAACUCGCACAGUGUUUGCUUUGUUUCUGAAUCCCUAGGAGUCGGCUAUGGAGCGGAUCGUAGAAGGGGUCGCCAGAUCUAUUCCCGCUACCAGACCCUGGAACUGGAAAAGGAAUUCCACUUCAAUCGCUACUUGACAAGGCGGAGGAGGAUUGAGAUCGCCAAUGCACUUUGCCUAACGGAGCGUCAGAUCAAAAUCUGGUUCCAGAACAGGAGGAUGAAAUGGAAAAAAGAAAGUAACUUGAGUUCCACUCUGUCUGGGGGAGGCGGCGCAGGCGCUGGGGCAGCUGCAGAUAGCUUGGGUGCAAAGGAAGAGAAGCGAGAAGAGACAGAGGAGGAAAAGCAAAAGGAGUGAAAAUUGACGGCUCAGCCCCUCAUGCCCCCCCUACUCCCCACUCCCACCCCUCCCCACAUACACUCUAUAUUUAUCACUGGCACAAGUUAUAUGUUUGGCUACAUUAAAAAAAAUAAGAGCCAAACGUGGACAUGAAAGACAGACCUUCCCCCACACUCAACCUCCCCCACACACACACACUCUCCAAUAUUCAGUUCAUAACUUGCUCCACAAUCCCUUUUAGGUUUUGGCUAUAAACCCUCACCUACUCCCCCAUCUUGCCUAUUUAUCUAACUUUGAACACAGUUUUCUUCCUAAAAAGAAAUUGGCUUGCAGAAGGCAGAACACCCUGUAGUGUUGCCUAGUUGUGUUGGGAUGAUCCUUGUAAGAUGGACUCUAUGCAGUUGUUUUAUUAUUAUUAUCCAGAAAACGAGUUUCCCACCAUGUUGAAAAUAAUUCCCUGAAAUCUCUUUCCACGUAAAUAUAGCAUUUUCAAGAGUAACCUAAUUGUAUUUAAACACUACCUGGGCUCAUCAUUGCAAACUGUGACAGUUUAUGUGUGAAUAUUUUUAGCUGUAUUUGUGGUAUCUGUAUUUAUAUUUAUGUUUAGCACUGUAAUGUUCAACAGUAUAAAGUGAAUGGAGGUCUAUAGCAGUAGAAAAAAAAUCUUGUGUUACACCCUCUCAUGUAUAAAGAUCAUGUCCAGAGGACUAUUGUUGAGUAUUUAAUAAAACUGAAUAUUAUUUUUAAAGUUUACAGACUGGCCUCUGAGAUUCAAUUGGAACCCCUCAUGUUGAUAACAGCCUGUUAGAAAGUUCACUUAUUUUCUCUGUGUUUUUCCUAACAAUCAAAUUCCUUUUUCCUCCCCCCCCCCACCUUCUCCAUACUUCUCUCAUUCAAAGGUAUUCCAAAAGGGGAAGUAUACAUUUUGCUUUGUCUCCUUUAUUUAGUCUUGUUACUGUAUUGUUAAAGGGCAUCACAAAUCUGUGCCAUACCUCUCGA